This is a messenger RNA of Dufourea novaeangliae, 1066 nucleotides long. RefSeq names its product glutaminyl-peptide cyclotransferase-like. Gene Ontology annotation, molecular function: zinc ion binding; glutaminyl-peptide cyclotransferase activity. The coding region runs from base 14 to 1066 and encodes 350 amino acids. The record is from RefSeq and is a predicted model, not a curated record. The transcript is spliced from 6 exons. Lineage: Eukaryota; Metazoa; Arthropoda; Insecta; Hymenoptera; Halictidae.
ACGAUACGUGAACAUGUUUCAUUUUCUUUUAAAAAUUUUUCUGGUCCUCGUCGGUCCAUUUACGAUCUAUGCGGGCGCUCCGACACGAUCAUUAUUCCGAAAUGAAAAGUACUAUCACAAGCCAAUUACGUUAUCAAGAACUCAGAUGCACAGAUUGUCGGAUCUGUCAAAUGUCUCUCACAUGGACGAGGUUUUAGAUAACAUAUGUGUAGUGAGGAUCGUCGGUACUCCGGAACACACAAAUGUAAAAAAUUACAUCAAGAAGUCAAUGCAAGAACUUGAUUGGAAAGUAGAAUCUGAUGUUUUCAAAGAAGACACACCUACUUUCGGUUCAUUAGAAUUUGAAAAUAUAAUUGCCAAAUUGAACCCUAAUGCACGAAGGUACUUGGCAAUAGCUUGCCAUUAUGAUUCAAAAUAUACUAGAGAAAGAAAUUUUAUCGGUGCCACGGAUAGUGCAGUACCAUGUGCUCAAAUAAUCAAUCUCGCUAAAGUCAUGAAGGAUCAUCUGAACUCUGUGAAACAAAAUGACAUUAGUCUGAUGUUUAUAUUCUUUGACGGUGAAGAAGCAUUUAAAGAAUGGGGCCCAAAAGAUUCCAUCUAUGGUGCAAGACACUUAGCUCAGAUUUGGAACAACAAUUACACCACUUAUGAAAAUGGAGAAAAUAUUUCUGAUUUAGAUAAACUUGACAUAUUAGUUCUUUUGGAUUUAAUAGGUGCUCCAGAUCCAACAUUUUAUAAUUAUUUCAGUAACACAGAAAAAUGGUACUCUUUAUUAAUGGCUAUUGAAACUAAGUUAGCCAGUUCCAGAAAGUUUGAAUCAUACUCUUACGGGCAACCAGCUCAAAGAUAUUUUCAACCAUAUUCUAUGGAAGCUAACAUCGAGGAUGAUCACAUUCCAUUUUUACGAAAAGACAUUCCAAUCUUACACAUGAUACCGUAUCCUUUUCCACCAUUUUGGCAUAAAUCAGGUGAUAAUCGUGACAACAUAGAUUUAAAAACUACAGAAAAUAUUAAUAAAAUCCUAAGGGCUUUUGUGGCUUCGUAUUUACAUAUUAAUAUCCAAUGA